AAGAGCCAUUUCCAUAGGGGGUAGUAUUUUGAGAACCACUGAGCUAGAGACAAUUUUUCCAGGUAGCAAUGGUAACUGCAGCUUUGGGCAAAGAGAUCCAACGAUUAGCCAAAAUGCAUAACGUCUUGAGUUCCCCGGGUUUGAAUAAAGGAUAUUGCAGUCAUUCUGGGGAAUGCCUAUGUGGCACGAAUUUUGUGUUGCUUUGGGUUUUUUUUCUCUCUCUCUCUUCUUCUGGACAAACUCAGCAGCCCCAUGGAAAAAAGAAACCAGACAAGAGUUGGAAACUUCCUCCUCCUGGGAUUCGUAGAGGACUCUGACUUGCAGCCGGUCCUGUUUGGGCUGUUCCUGUCCAUGUACCUGGUCACUGUGUUUGGGAACCUGCUCAUCAUCCUGGCCACAAUCUCAGACGCCCACCUGCACACCCCCAUGUACUUCUUCCUCUCCAACCUGUCCUUUGCCGACAUCUGUUUUGUCUCCACCACUGUCCCCAAGAUGCUGGUGAACAUGGAGACACGGAGCAAAGCCAUCUCGUACUCGGGCUGCGUCACCCAGAUGUACUUUUUCAUUGUGUUUGGAUGCCUGGACAAUUUACUCCUGACUGCGAUGGCCUAUGACCGCUUCGUGGCCAUCUGUCACCCCCUGCACUACACGGGCAUCAUGAGCCCCCGGCUCUGUGGGCUGCUGGCUCAGGGGUCCUGGGGCAUCAGCGUCGUGGGCUCCCUGCUCGAGACCUUGCCCGUUUUGAAGCUGUCCUUCUGCACAAACAUGGAAAUCCCACAUUUUUUUUGUGAUCUUCCCGAAGUCCUGAAGCUUGCCUGUUCUGACACCCUUGUUAAUAACAUAGUGGUGUAUUUUGUGACCAUCGUCCUGGCUGUUUGUCCUCUCUCUGGAAUCUUCUUCUCUUAUGCUCGGAUUUUCUCCUCUAUCCUAAGAAUUUCAUCGGCCAGGGGCAAGAACAAAGCCUUUUCCACCUGUGGGUCUCACCUCUCUGUGGUUUCCUUGUUCUAUGGCACGGGGCUUGGGGUCUACCUCAGCUCUGCAGCCACGCCAUCCUCUAGGACAAGUCUGAUGGCCUCGGUGAUGUACACCAUGGUCACCCCCAUGCUGAACCCCUUCAUCUACAGCCUGAAGAACAGGGACAUGAAGGGAUCCCUGGGGAGACUCGUUGGCUAGUCAACGGCUCUCAAUGAAUUACCCAAGGCCUCUCAUGAGUAGCAACGUGCACGAUACUAAGAACCAGAAAACCUGACCUCCUUCAGCUAAUAUUUUGACUACUUCUGUUUUUAUGUGUAUACAUUUUUUUGAUAUCUCUGCUUUUUUUUCUCCACCACUAUAUUAUAGGGAU
Microcebus murinus (gray mouse lemur) is the source of this 1345-nucleotide messenger RNA. Its product is annotated as olfactory receptor 7C2-like. Gene Ontology annotation, cellular component: membrane. Gene Ontology annotation, biological process: G protein-coupled receptor signaling pathway. The record is from RefSeq and is a predicted model, not a curated record. Lineage: Eukaryota; Metazoa; Chordata; Mammalia; Primates; Cheirogaleidae. Gene Ontology annotation, molecular function: G protein-coupled receptor activity; olfactory receptor activity.